AAGACUAAACCUUCAACAUGAGCUUUCAACCCUCUCUCACAUUUCCCACUCUCUCUUUCCUCAGACUCAAACAACAGCUAUCUUCCAACUCUUUGGUUGUGAACUGUUUUCUUCAAUUUCUUUCAGGAAACAAGUCAUUCAUUCAUUCAAAGCCUCUCUCUUUCAUUGAUUCUUUAAUGGUUUAGGUUUGCUUUGCUUUUCUUUUCUUUUCCCCAUCUCUUGUUUCUUGAACACAGUCUUGUGCUUGGUAGGUUGUGCCAAUGAGGUGAGAAAUGGGCCCUAAACUCCACUGAAGAUUUAAUGGUGUUGAAGGAAGAAAAGAUGGACAGAAGAAGAAUGAUACAGCCUCCAUUGGUGGAUAGCACAGCAUGUUUAUGCAGAGUUGAUGCUGGUCUUAAAACUGUUGCUGGAGCAAAAAAGUAUGUCCCUGGGGCAAAGCUUUGUCUGCAACCAGACAUUAAAGCAUCCAUUCAUCCAACUAGAAGUAAGCCUGCACGUGGUGAGAGUAGCCGCAAUCAAUCCCCUCUUCUUCCUGGACUCCCCGAUGAUCUUGCUAUUGCUUGCCUAAUUCGGGUCCCAAGAGUGGAGCAUCGCAAGCUCCGCCUAGUUUGCAAAAGAUGGUACCGUCUUCUGGCUGGCAACUUCUUUUACUCCCUCCGUAAGAGCAUUGGCAUUGCCGAAGAAUGGAUAUACUUGAUUAAAAGAGAUCGAGAUGGGAAAAUAUCUUGGCAUGCCUUUGACCCUGUAUACCAGCUAUGGCAGUCCCUUCCUCCUGUCCCUAAGGAAUAUUCUGAAGCUCUUGGAUUUGGUUGUGCUGUACUCGGUGGCUGUCACCUCUAUCUGUUUGGAGGAAAGGACCCUCUAAAGGGAUCAAUGAGACGAGUCAUUUUUUACAGUGCCAGGACCAAUAAAUGGCAUCGUGCCCCAGAUAUGCUUCGCAGACGACAUUUUUUUGGCUCGUGUGUUAUAAAUAACUGCCUCUAUGUUGCUGGUGGAGAGAAUGAGGGGGUGCAUAGGUCCUUGAGAUCAGCAGAAGUCUAUGAUCCCAACAAGAAUAGAUGGUCCUUCAUUUCAGAUAUGAGCACUGCAAUGGUGCCUUUCAUCGGGGUUGUCUACGAAGGCAAAUGGUUCUUAAAGGGGCUUGGGUCUCAUCGACAAGUCCUGAGUGAGGUCUAUCAACCAGAAAAUGACAGCUGGUACUCUGUGUAUGACGGAAUGGUUGCAGGCUGGAGGAACCCCAGUGCUUCUUUAAAUGGGCAUCUCUAUGCUUUGGAGUGCAAGGAUGGCUGCAAACUCAGAGUUUACGAUGAAGCAACUGAUUCUUGGAGCAAGCAUAUCGACAGUAAGAUACAUUUGGGUAACUCUAGGGCCUUGGAGGCAGCUUCCCUGGUUCCCCUUAACGGUAAACUUUGCAUCAUCCGAAAUAAUAUGAGUAUUUCACUUGUUGAUGUUUCGAAAUCAAAUGAUGCUGGUGGAGCAAGUGCUGAACAUCUAUGGGAAACUCUAGCAGGCAAAGGGCAGUUCAGGACAAUGGUCACAAAUCUGUGGUCAAGCCUUGCCGGCAGAAACCGCCUGAAAAGUCACAUAGUUCACUGCCAGGUUCUUCAAGCUUAGAACUGUAAAUUGUAUCGAAAAUCAAAGGUGCUUUCUUUAGUUUAUAUGUUUUUGGAUUAAUGGACCAUAAAUGUUAUA
Messenger RNA from Rosa chinensis, 1692 nucleotides. RefSeq names its product F-box/kelch-repeat protein At1g55270. The transcript has 3 exons. Gene Ontology annotation, molecular function: protein binding. The record is from RefSeq and is a predicted model, not a curated record. Lineage: Eukaryota; Viridiplantae; Streptophyta; Magnoliopsida; Rosales; Rosaceae. Bases 301 to 1614 code for a protein of 437 amino acids.